This is a messenger RNA of Camelina sativa (false flax), 744 nucleotides long. Its product is annotated as putative apyrase 3. Gene Ontology annotation, cellular component: membrane. NCBI's taxonomy places the organism in Eukaryota, Viridiplantae, Streptophyta, Magnoliopsida, Brassicales, Brassicaceae. Gene Ontology annotation, biological process: nucleoside diphosphate catabolic process. The record is from RefSeq and is a predicted model, not a curated record. Gene Ontology annotation, molecular function: nucleoside diphosphate phosphatase activity.
AUGGAACCGGAGAUGGACGCCCUCAAGGUUCCGAUCCUACCUGAGCACCAAUCAUCAUCUCCGACGCCGUGGUCGUCGAGACUCACGAAACGGAUUAUCAUACCAACCGCCAUUUCGGGGGCUCUAGCGUUAGGGAUAUUUUCCUUCUUUUUGAAUUUUAAUCCAGUUCCAGUUCCAUUAUCCGGAAGUUUGUACAGCGUCGUUAUCGAUGCUGGGAGUUUCGGGUCCCGAGUUCACGUGUUCAAGUACUCCAUUGAUCAGUCCGGGGCACCCGUUUUCAGUUUUGCACCUGACAACUACAAGGUGUCUAGGUUUCGAGAUGGUUUGUCGACGUAUGCUAAUAAUCUGGAAGGAGCGAAGGCAAAAGUGGAGGAACUUGUGGACUUCGCCAAGGAAAUUGUUCCCAAGGGUAUGUGGAGCAGGACUGACAUAAGGUUAAUGGCGACAGCUGGGAUGAGAGCCAUUGCAGAAACUGAUCAGGAAAGUAUUCUUAAUACUGCCAAACAAGUUUUUAGAUCUCCUCCUGGGUUUUAUUUUCGUGACGAGUGGGCUUAUAUUAUCAGUGGAUCUGAUGAAGGUUUAUAUGCUUGGAUAAUUGCCAAUCACGCACUCGGUUUGCUUGGAAAUACUGGGACAACGGGGAUUGUUGAACUCGGCGGGGCUUCUGCGCAGGUGACCUUUGAGUUAAGUAAUCAGCAAGUGAAUUCUCUGGACUCGCAUACAAAAACCUGUAACAGUUUUCCG